This is a messenger RNA of Myripristis murdjan (pinecone soldierfish), 1090 nucleotides long. RefSeq names its product oocyte zinc finger protein XlCOF8.4-like. The record is from RefSeq and is a predicted model, not a curated record. The transcript is spliced from 2 exons. Gene Ontology annotation, biological process: regulation of gene expression. NCBI's taxonomy places the organism in Eukaryota, Metazoa, Chordata, Actinopteri, Holocentriformes, Holocentridae. Gene Ontology annotation, cellular component: nucleus. The coding region runs from base 110 to 1090 and encodes 326 amino acids.
GGAAGAGGAAGCUAACGGAGGAGUAAGAGAAAACAACGCCAGAGACUUUGAGUCCGUUGCUGUCGAAAACAGCAGAAGGACCAAAAAGUGUUCUUGUAAAUGUUUGAGAAUGUGUGACGUGCAGGAGCUCAUGUGUCUGAUCCAGCGGCAUCAGGCUGCGGCGGCUCGAGACAUACUGGAACUGUUUGAAAGGACGUUAGCGGCGCACGAGGAGCAGCUGCGGCAGUCAAGAGAGGAGAACGAGCGGCAGAAAAAGCUGCUAGAAGCUCUUUUACAGCCUCAAGUUCAACUAGAAAGAGCAGUGUUGCCUGAGCAGCUGCUGGUGAUUAAAGAAGAGGUUCCCGCUGAGCAGCAGGAGUGCAGCCCCAGUGUGAAGCAGGAGGAACCAGAGCCCCCCCACAUUAAAGAGGAACAGGAGGAGCUCAAUAUCACCAAGGAUAUCCCAUUCACUCCUGCCCCUGUGAAGAGUGAAGAUGAUGAAGAGAGAGCUCAGUCCUCACAGCUUCAUCAAAGCCAAACUGAGGAGAACAGAGAGGCAGAGCCUCCGGCCAGCAGCUCCACUGAAACAGAAGCUGAUGAAGAGGAUUUACAAGCAAGUAGUGAUGGCCAGCUGCUCUCUUCACACUCCUCUGAAUCUGAGACUGAAGACAGUGAAGAUGACUUGGAGGAGACUGGAGAGCCUCAGUCAGGUUUAGCCUCAGUGAGUGAAGUCCUUUUCAGCCAUGACAGAUCUGAGGCUGGAGAGAAGCCAUCUUCCUGCUCUGUGAACAAAACCACAGGAGAGAAACAGUGGAGCUGCGUUGUUUGUGGUACAAACUUUAAAAAAAGGUGUCUCUUAAAAAGACACAUGAUGAGGCACAAGAAAGACAAACCAUUCAGCUGCUCAGUCUGUCCGAAGAGAUUUGUUCAUAAAUUUUGCUUAAACAGACACAUGAGAGUCCACACAGGAGAGAAACCUUUCAGCUGCUCAGUCUGUGCUAAGAGAUUUAUAGGGAAAAGUGAGUUAAACGCUCAUAUGGUAGUCCACAGAGGAGAGAAAACUUUUAGCUGCUCAGUCUGUGCUAAGAGAUUUACACAAAGAUUUGCUUAA